This is a messenger RNA of Armigeres subalbatus, 2815 nucleotides long. Its product is annotated as formin-binding protein 1-like. Gene Ontology annotation, biological process: signal transduction. The transcript is spliced from 9 exons. Gene Ontology annotation, molecular function: protein binding. The record is from RefSeq and is a predicted model, not a curated record. Lineage: Eukaryota; Metazoa; Arthropoda; Insecta; Diptera; Culicidae. The annotation marks the transcript as partial.
AAAAAAAGCAGUAAAACAUCGUUUUUAAACAUUGACUAUUUUAUUAUCGUUCUUACUAUCUGCAGAUUCUCCUCCUUCCAAGCGUUCAAAUGUGUCCUCAAAGAAGUGGCCGACCUCGCCGGGCAGCGGGAGGUCGUUGCCGAAAACCUCCAGUUACAAGUCCUCCAGGGUAUCAGUCUAUUGGCCAAAAAUUUAAGGGACGAACGAAAAAAGUCCCUCAACGAAGGUGCACUGCUCACACAGAACCUCAACAGUCAGAUAGCGGCCCUAGACCGGGCGAAACGAAACUACGAGAAGGCGUUUCGAGAGGCAGAAAAAUCCAUCGACAGUUACCAGAGGGCGGACGCAGACCUAAAUCUAAGUAGGGCUGAGGUGGAGAAGCAGCGAAACAACAUGAACAUCCGCUGCGGUCAGUCGGAGGAUGCAAAAAACGAAUACGCUAACCAGCUGCAGAAGACCAACAAACUGCAGCAGACGCAUUUUGAAUCGUCGUUGCCAGAGGUUUUUAACCGAUUACAAGAGUUGGACGAGAAGAGAACACGAGGACUGAAGGAAUUCAUUAAGGGUGGAGCGGACGUGGAAUCGGCGGUGGCACCCAUUAUUGCGAGGUGCCUUGAGGGCAUGGUCAAAGCAGCGGACGCCAUCAACGAGAAGGAAGACUCACUCAAAGUCAUAGAAAAGUAUCAAUCAGGCUUCCAACCUCCCGGGGAUUUGCCGUUCGAGGAUCUCUCGAAGGCGGACUCGGACACCUCCAAUAACUCGCAGACCUACACCUCAACCAGCGGACUGAAUCACCUCACGGCAAAAGGAACGACGACGCAGAAGCUGAAAAAGCGCGUUGGAAUUUUUGGCAUCUUUGCCAGCAAUAAGAAGAUUGUUGAAGCCUGCAUUCAAGUGAAGAACAACCUCUCCACGGACGGUAUGAAGGAAGAUUUCAGUGACCUACCCCCAACGCAGAGGCGGAAAAAGUUAGCCGGCAAAGUGCAAGAACUGCAGCAAAAGGUGGCGCAAGAGCAGGCCGCUAGUGAAGGACUGAUGAAGAUGAAGGGUGUCUAUGAAGCGAAUUCUCUGCUUGGUGAUCCACGAUCGGUGGAAGAACAGCUAAACGAAUCGGUCAACAAGUUAGAUAAGCUAAGAAUGGAACUGCAGCGAUACCAGAAACUGCUCGACCAAGCCAAUAGCCAAACCAUCGUCCAGCACAGUCCUCAAGCGAAUCGGGUGAUACAAAACGGACAACGGUCGUCCAGACAUUCCAAUGGGAGCAACCAUCACGACCACCACAAUGAUGACCACGGCGAAGACCACCCCGACCAUGACGCUGGCAGUUUAAGCAGGUCAGCAUCAGAGAGUAGUGUACAGCAAGCGCAAAAUGGGCUUAAUAUUAACAAUAACGGUAGCUCAGCCAGUCCCGAGAGUGGUCUUGGGACGUCCCACACAUCGCUACCCGGUUCCGGUCAGGGUAGCACCAACGACCAGCCUAUUAAUGACGAAAUGUAUUACGAAGCAGAAGCCCUACCGCCACUAGGCACCUGCAAAGCAUUGUAUCCCUUCGAUGCAACGAGUGAAGGAAGCAUUCCAAUGUCGGAGGGCGAGGAGCUUUUGGUGAUAGAACUCGACCAGGGUGACGGUUGGACCCGAGUUCGAAGGUUAUGUGGUCCCAAUGGAUGGGAAGAAGGAUUCGUACCGACCAGCUACAUUGAAAGUACGCUGUAUGCGUAGUGUUGAUCACAACGCAGCUUCAAUUCACAAUGAAAUGCCAACCACAGCAAAGGUAAGCGAUACAAGUAUCGAUUUUCAAAACAGUCAACCAUGCUCGUUUAUAGCCACAAAUAAUAAACAAUGUAAUAAAUGUUGACGAACAGCAAACGAUACAUAAACUCCUGUAAAUAUUUAAAUAAAUUCCUUAAAAUUAGAAUCAAAACAACUGGAAGGAUGGUAAGCUACUAUUAAUGUGAUAGUAGGGCAUGUCAUUAAGCAUUCAGAGAUAAGAACCUAACGAAAUCAAUUUAGCGUGUAAGGUUAAAAUAAAUUAUUACGUAUGUAACCGUUCUGGUAAAUGUGCAAAUCGAAUCAAUUGCCUUGUUGCUUGGUUCAGUAUGUUUCAGCUUUCUUCAAUGGAUGAGCUAACGAAAAAACGAAGUCGAAUCCGUUGCAUCGUUAACUGAGAAACUUUAUUAUUACAGUAUACUUCAACAUGCGAUAGUAGAUCAAUUUAGCUUAGUUAUAUUGACAAGCCGUCUGUUUUUAUUCAAUUGUAAUUGUAUGUGAGCCUGAGAGAAUGAAUAAGUUAGAACGAUUGUUGGUAAUGCGAACAUCAAUGCUCAAAAAAUAAGAUUUAUUUUUGUUUUAAUAAUUUUGUAACAUAAUAAUGACUAAAAUUCAUUAACCAAUAUAAAAGCGAGAGAAGGAAUAGUCUACCCAUUUCUUUCGAAAUAUGUCGCUAACAUUGCCAUUAAUCAUUACAAAAAUGAGAAAACAAAAUUUAGGGAGUCAUUUAAUUUUCCUUUCUUUGAAAGAAAUAUUGCAUAAUAAAAAGCUUCACCCAUAUCUACGAAUUACAAAGUAACGAACAAAACAACAUGUCACUACACAGACAUAACUGCUAUCUACUAAACCAGAUAAAAAAUAGCACUGUGUAUAAAACAUCCAUAGGCAUCUCACUUGAAAAAUGCAGAUGAAAUUUACCUGAACCCCCAGAAUACUAUUACAAAGUAGGAGUGCAACGAUUAGAACUUCAGAAUGUUUCAAUCUUCUCGACAACCGAACCUACAAUCUAUAACAGCAUUGAAACUUCAAAUAAACUCAGAACAAAUAA